Molecule: messenger RNA, 576 nt
Organism: Ostreobium quekettii
Lineage: Eukaryota; Viridiplantae; Chlorophyta; Ulvophyceae; Bryopsidales; Ostreobiaceae
Source: the annotation of a GenBank genome assembly
AUGUGUGCUCACACGGCCACCGGUCCGGAUUCGCUAGGGCGAAGGCAUUUCCCACGGCGAAGACGGCCCAAUCGCCGAUCAACACCCUUGAGCGGAGUGCGGUGCGCAAAAAGUUCUGGCGACGCAAGGAGGAGCGGGCGGUGCUCGAAAAGAGAUUCUUCACUGAGGAAGACGGGGCAGUCUGCAGAAAACCUGCGGCAAGCGAUACUGGAAAUUGAUGAGGAAGGGUCUGCUGCUCAUCGGUGGCUACCAAUUGGGGAGUGGAGGACUGGGGCAUUCGCAGUAGGGUUCAUUGCACUGUCUGCAAUGGCCAUGGAUCCCUGGGCUCAGGCAUUGGCAGAUGAGGGAGAAACGGCAGCAGCUGCCUCUGGUGAUGUUGUCGCGCAAGCGGGAGAAAUAUUCUCUUCGCAGGGAGCUUUCCUGUUUACUCCCAUCUUGCUCUACCUGAUCUUCAUUGUGUACAGGACUUCGCUCAAUCCGAAAGCCAAGGUCACAGAUUUCCUGUUCCUGGUGGCAAGCUUCUUUAUCAUCUUCAAUAUUAUCUCCAUCCUGUUCUUCAAGACAAGAUACUUCUGA